UCAUUUCAAGAAUGUGGAUUUUUAAUCUUCACUUUAUACUAGCCUCCAUUUGUGUCAUAAAAGUUAGUUUCUGUUUCGAUUUGCUGGGUAUUGAUACCGGGCAAAAGGGUCCACUGGCAUGGGAUAUCCAGUUCAAACGCAUCGAGAAUUGCAAAGAGCGUGGUCCAAAACUCAUGGACUUCGACUUACGUUUGAAAAGAGUUUCAAGGACAAGAGUGGAUAUGGUGGGUAACAUUACCUUCAAAGUCGAUUAUGGAGACAACAUCAAGGGUCCACUGGCAUGGGAUAUCCAGUUCAAACGCAUCGAGAAUUGCAAAGAGCGUGGUCCAAAACUCAUGGACUUCGACUUACGUUUGAAAAGAGUUUCAAGGACAAGAGUGGAUAUGGUGGGUAACAUUACCUUCAAAGUCGAUUAUGGAGACAACAUCAAGAUUAUAAGCGACUUCAGUACUUGGGGAAAUGGCGGAUGGAAAAGUAAUGCCUACCGCUUCACCAUAAAGAAAGCUUGUACAGAAUUUUCAGUGUUCGAAAAUUUUAUUGUGGCUAUUCGGAAGGAAUCUGGAAUGCCAUUAACAACGUGUCCUAUACCAAAGGGAACUUACGAACUGGAAAACUUUGAUACGCGAGUGAUAAACAACAUAUCCAUACCUUUCUACACAAUUCCAACGCUGUGGAGGAUGACCUUCUCACACUAUGACAAGUCAGAUAACAGGCUGCUUGAUUGCAAGGUGUUCAUCGUCGAAAGCAAAGUCAAACACUUGAAGAGACAACACGAUCAGGAUCACAAAAAAGUCGAAAAGACUUAAAAAUUCGUACUAAACGAGUUCUGAAAUUUGAAGAUAAAUUAGUAAAAGAAGAGAAAUCCACAGUCAUUUGAAUUUGGUGAUGGGAAUUUAUUCGCAUAUCUUUGUUUGCACUUUAUUGAUAAGGUAUUUUUUAUUCAUCCAUUUUUUGAAGAUCUCAUUCAAUCAA
Nilaparvata lugens (brown planthopper) is the source of this 972-nucleotide messenger RNA. RefSeq lists its product as uncharacterized. Lineage: Eukaryota; Metazoa; Arthropoda; Insecta; Hemiptera; Delphacidae. The transcript has 5 exons. The coding region runs from base 12 to 806 and encodes 264 amino acids. The record is from RefSeq and is a predicted model, not a curated record.